This is a messenger RNA of Prorocentrum cordatum, 813 nucleotides long. The record is from the annotation of a GenBank genome assembly. NCBI's taxonomy places the organism in Eukaryota, Dinophyceae, Prorocentrales, Prorocentraceae.
GACGAGAUCGAGGAGGCAAAGAAGCUAGAGAUCAAGAGGCUCGAGGAUUUCGGGGCCUUCCAGGUGGCGCCGACGGAGGCGUCGAAGGGCAAGCGGGUGAUCGCGACGAAGUGGCAUCUCACUUGGAAGGCUGAGGAGAAGAUUACGAGGGCGAGGUUCGUGGUGCGAGAGUUCGCCAAGUUCGCGAAGAGGUUCGACGUUUUCGCGCCGGCUUCGACAGCGACGACGAGCAAGGUCAUGAAUUUCAUCGCCAUGCAGCUGUUCCUCUUGACCUUCUGCUUCGACUUCUCGAGCGCCUUCUUCAAUGCGCCGGAGAACGAGGAGUGCUCUGUGCACCCCCCGGCGGAGUGGAUCAAGAAGGAGGUCGAGGAAGGCAGGAAGCCGACCGCGAGCGAGGAGUUCCGCCAGGAGCUGCACCACAUCAAUAUGGUCAAGACCAGCGGCCCCGUCAAGCACGGAGAGGAAUAUGUCCACCUGAAGCGUUUCAGGACCUGCACGAGAGACGAGGUCGCAUUCAGGAGCGACCCCAGGCAUGUCACGAGCGCGAGGAAGGCGCUGGGCAUGGAGAACCGCGGAUCACAACCCACCCUGGGCGUCAAGGCCAACAAGAAGAGCAGCGAGGACCGCGUGGAGUCAGACGGCAAGGAAGUGACGAUUUUUCGCAGCUGUGCCGGCAGCCUGCUGCACGAGCCCUUGGACAGGAGCGACGUCCAGCAUGAAAUUGGGGAGCUGACCGCCAUGAGAUCUAAACCAACAGUGUUCGACAUGAAGGCGCUGAAGAGGCUCGCGCGGCAUGUGGCCGGCGCGGGGGAA